AAAUGGUGGUAGUAAAUAAUAAAUUGCGUUUUUUACCCCUUAUCACUCGAUUUGCCUAGUGGUUAAAUAAUAGUAAUAAUAAGUUGUGUAUAUGGUUAACUAUAUGCAAGUUUCAGGUACGUUUUCGGCGGUUAACCAGAAACAAAUGAAACACUCUCUAAUCACCGUAAAACUUAAACUCUUUGCGAUUGUUUAAUUCCUACCCCAAAAUCUUUGAAAUCUCAAACAUUUACCCCUUUCCGCGAAUAAGCAACUUAUUUUCUUCCUCAUGACUGCUCAACCUCGAGCAAGUAGAGUCACCGUAUACUGAGCAAAGAUGAUGCUGGAUCUAGGUCCAUUUUCGGACGAGAAAUUCGAUCCUAAGAAAUGGAUCAACUCUGCUUGCAAAAGUCGCCACCCGCAGGAAUCGUUGGACAAGCACUUGGUGGAUCUCGAAAUGAAGCUUCAGAUGGUCUCCGAGGAGAUCGCUGUCUCUCUCGAAGAGCAAAGUGCCACUUCUCUCCUCCGUGUCCCGCGUGCCACUCGCGAUGUCAUUCGCCUCCGUGACGACGCCCUUUCCCUUCGGAAUUCCGUCUCUUCAAUUCUCCAGAAGCUCAAGAAGGCGGAGGGGUCCUCGGCGGAAUCUAUAGCUGCACUUGCUAAAGUUGAUACUGUCAAACAGAGAAUGGAAGCCGCGUAUAGGACUUUGCAGGAUGCAGCUGGUUUAACUCAAUUAAGUUCAACUGUAGAAGAUGUGUUUGCUAGCGGUGAUCUUCCUCGAGCUGCAGAAACUUUGGCCAACAUGAGGCAUUGCUUGUCUGCCGUAGGGGAGGUUGCUGAAUUUGCUAACGUGAGGAAGCAACUUGAGGUCUUAGAGGAUAGGUUGGAUGCAAUGGUACAGCCUCGUCUGAUGGAUGCAUUGUCCAAUCGCAAGGUUGAUAUUGCACAAGAUUUGCGGGGAAUUCUCAUUCGAAUUGGAAGAUUCAAGUCUCUAGAGAUGCAUUAUACAAAAGUUCACCUAAAGCCCAUAAAACAGCUUUGGGAAGAUUUUGACUCGAGACAACGAGCUAAUAAGGUUGCGAGUGAGGAGCAUGAAAUGGAAAGGCUAUCGAGCAACACUGAUUUGCAUACAAUUUCAUUCUCAAGUUGGUUGCCUAGUUUCUAUGAUGAGUUGCUUCUCUAUCUUGAACAAGAAUGGAAGUGGUGUAUGGUUGCUUUUCCUGAUGAUUACAAGAGUCUUGUACCAAAGCUACUGAUUGAGACAAUGCAAGCUAUAGGGGCAAGCUUUGUUUCCCGUGUCAAUCUUGCAACUGGAGAUGUUGUUCCUGAAACAAAAGCACUUGCCAAAGGUAUAUUAGACAUUUUAUCUGGAGAUAUGCCUAAGGGUAUCAAAAUUCAGACUAAGCAUCUUGAGGCCCUUAUUGAAUUGCACAACAUGACGGGGACAUUUGCAAGGAAUAUUCAGCACGUAUUUUCAGAAUCUGAACUUCGAGUUUUAUUGGACACUCUGAAGGCUGUUUACCUUCCCUAUGAAUCAUUUAAGCAGAGGUAUGGACAGAUGGAACGGGCCAUCCUGUCUUCUGAGAUUGCAGGGGUGGACCUAAGGGGAGCUGUCACUCGUGGUGUGGGAGCACAGGGAAUUGAACUGAGCGAAACAGUUAGGAGAAUGGAAGAGUCUAUUCCCCAAGUUAUCGUACUUCUUGAAGCAGCUGUUGAGAGGUGCAUUAACUUUACGGGUGGCUCUGAGUCAGACGAGCUAAUUCUUGCCCUUGAUGACAUAAUGUUACAGUAUAUUUCUUUCCUGCAAGAAACCCUUAAAUCACUAAGAGCUGUCUGUGGAUUGGAUAGUGUUGGUGAUCCAAAGAGGGAUGUGGGUUUAGAGAAAAAGGAAGGGGGCCAAAAUGUACGCAAAGGUGACUUGGUUUCAAAUGAAGAGGAAUGGUCCAUUGUCCAGGGGGCUUUGCAGAUACUAACUGUUGCAGAUUGUCUAAUGAGCAGAUCCUCUGUCUUUGAAGCUUCCUUGAGAGCUACUCUGGGGAGACUGAGCACAACUUUGUCUCUUUCAGUAUUGGGAUCCAGUUUGGACCAAAACCAGUCACAUGUUGCUGCUAAUGAUGGAAAUGGGGAACCAUCUUUGGGUGGAAGGGCUGCUUUGGAUGUGGCAGCUGUCAGGCUUGUUGAUGUUCCUGAGAAGGCUCGGAAACUUUUUAACCUUUUAGAUCAGUCAAAAGAUCCUCGGUUUCAUGCACUUCCAGUUGCAUCACAGAGAGUUGCAGCAUUUGCUGACACAGUGAAUGAACUUGUAUAUGAUGUCCUUAUAUCUAAAGUACGGCAACGCCUCAGUGAUGUGUCUCGUUUGCCUAUCUGGUCCUCAGUAGAGGAACAGAGUGCUUUCCCUCUUCCAACCUUUAGCGCUUAUCCACAAUCAUAUGUAACCAGUGUUGGUGAAUAUCUUCUAACUCUGCCCCAACAGUUGGAACCCCUUGCUGAGGGUAUAUCUAACAGUGAUGCAAACAAUGAUGAAGCCCAAUUUUUUGCAACUGAAUGGAUGUUUAAGGUUGCGGAAGGUGCCACUGCUCUUUACAUGGAGCAAUUGCGGGGUAUUCAGUACGUAACAGAUCGUGGAGCACAGCAGCUGUCUGUUGAUAUUGAGUACUUGAGUAAUGUGCUUUCUGCUCUGUCAAUGCCAAUUCCUCCGAUCCUUGCAACAUUUCACACAUGCUUCUCAACCCCUAGAGACCAGCUGAAGCAUCUAGUAAAAUCGGAUGCAGGGAACCAGCUUGAUAUUCCAACGGCAAAUCUUGUGUGUAAAAUUCGGCGCGUUAGUUUAGAUUAGAGUUUUACAAGUAUAGUAAAAAAAUUUUGGAUAUUUUGCUCUCGUAUUCUUUUUUAUUAUAGUAGAUUUACGAAGAAGUAUAUUCCUCUUAAAUUUUUUAAAUAUAUGUGUGUUGUUUCCUUUUUUAUUUUUUUUGUUUUCGAAAUAAAGGGAAUAUCUUGUUUUUGUAA
This is a messenger RNA of Jatropha curcas, 2985 nucleotides long. It is a transcript of the gene EYE, whose product is annotated as conserved oligomeric Golgi complex component-related / COG complex component-like protein. Lineage: Eukaryota; Viridiplantae; Streptophyta; Magnoliopsida; Malpighiales; Euphorbiaceae. Gene Ontology annotation, cellular component: COG complex. Gene Ontology annotation, biological process: retrograde vesicle-mediated transport, Golgi to endoplasmic reticulum; Golgi organization; intracellular protein transport. The record is from RefSeq and is a predicted model, not a curated record.